Messenger RNA from Drosophila erecta, 1026 nucleotides. RefSeq lists its product as uncharacterized. Bases 175 to 1026 code for a protein of 283 amino acids. The record is from RefSeq and is a predicted model, not a curated record. Gene Ontology annotation, molecular function: acyltransferase activity, transferring groups other than amino-acyl groups. NCBI's taxonomy places the organism in Eukaryota, Metazoa, Arthropoda, Insecta, Diptera, Drosophilidae. The transcript is spliced from 4 exons.
AGAAGGUGUCUACAAAAGAGCACAGGAACAUUUGUGACGUCAGUGAGUAAACGAAGAUAACGCGAAAGAGAUUGGGAUUUUGAUGAGAACUAUAAACAAACACUCAGUAAAAAUUGUUUUGCAAGUGAGGAGAAAAACAUCAGUAUCAUUUGUAAUGCCUCAGCAACAAAUGUGAUGGCCUUUAAGUUAAUUGGAAAGCCUCAGUGGGCAGAGCUCAGAGAUCUGUACGCGAAUGAUAGGACUAAUCUCACGGGAUUCGACUUAAUCGAGUACUUUAUAAACUACAUACCCUUAUCCAGAUCCGAGUCCAUAGCAAUAUACACAACCGAUGAGAAUUGGGCAACACACGGCAGUUAUGUACUUAAUCAUUAUUUGGAUGACAAGGUAUAUAUUUAUUUAGAUACCAUCAAGGGAUCCCUAGAAGAUCUGGGAAACCUGUUGUGCUCUCUAAAACUGAAUGUGUUCCAUUUGAUCUGCGGCUAUGGAGACAGAUUAAAACCAUUAGUUGAGGCAUACUGGCUGAGUGUCGGGCAGGAUUUGACUAGUCUUGAACACCAGGCCGCUAUUGUCUACCACCUGCCAAGCACCAAAAUACCCAGUUGGAAACCGAGCUUAAGUGACACUUGCAAAGUUGCUUAUCUGACCCCGAAUCAUGCCGACUUGGUCGACAGACACUGGGCUUAUCGAUCAGCUGAUUCUUUGAGUUUGAUAAGGGGAUUUAUGGAGAACAAUCUCACUGCUGGUGUUUUUAGUACCCAAGGGCAACCCCUAGCCUGGUGCCUCAGAUCUCCUCAUGGAAGCCUGAGCAACCUGCACGUUUUAUCCUCACACCGUCGAAAGGGCCUGGGAUCCCUGGCAGUGCGCUUUAUGGCCCAUGAAAUCAAGUCAACGGGGUCAGAGGUCCUGGCCACGGUUGUUCCUGGAAACGAGGGCUCCCGGCGAAUGUUUGAGAAACUGGGGUUCACGCCCAUCAACAAACUCUACUGGGCAGUGAUACCCUGCUUUUCACGAUUAAACACUAAAUAG